Molecule: messenger RNA, 1886 nt
Organism: Carassius carassius (crucian carp)
Lineage: Eukaryota; Metazoa; Chordata; Actinopteri; Cypriniformes; Cyprinidae
Product: interferon regulatory factor 4-like
Exons: 9
Coding region: 141-1373 (410 amino acids)
Biological process (GO): immune system process; regulation of transcription by RNA polymerase II
Cellular component (GO): nucleus
Molecular function (GO): protein binding; RNA polymerase II cis-regulatory region sequence-specific DNA binding; DNA-binding transcription factor activity, RNA polymerase II-specific
Source: RefSeq, a predicted model, not a curated record
UGAAAACUGAACCUCAUGAGUUAUCAAAACCAAAUUCUCAGUAGCCUCUGCUGAAGACACAUGCUUCUCCAGAGCUCCUGUUAUUUCCAUCAUUGCUCUGUUCAGACGAUAUUCCCAAGCUUUGAUUUGUCAAACUGAGGAUGUCGGGAAGCACCGGGAACGGGAAGUUGCGUCAGUGGCUCAUCGAGCAGGUGGACACUGGGAAAUACCCCGGUUUAGUUUGGGAGGACCGGGAGCGGACCGUGUUCCGCAUCCCGUGGAAACACGCAGGGAAGCAGGACUACAACCGAGACGAGGACGCCGCGCUCUUCAAGGCCUGGGCUCUGUUUAAGGGCAAGUAUCGCGAAGGAAUUGAUAAACCGGAUCCUCCCACCUGGAAAACCCGGCUCAGGUGCGCCUUGAACAAGAGCAGCGACUUCGAGGAGCUCGUGGGCCGAAGCCAGCUGGACGUGUCUGAACCGUUUAAAGUGUACCGCGUUAUUCCCGAGGGAACCAAAAGAGCACCAAAAUCAUAUGAAAAAGUUUCCACAAGCUUGAGUCACCAUAACUACCCGUUUUAUCCUUCAUAUGAACCCAUGGAGGGUCAGGUGUGUAACUUCCUGUGUGAGCAGAACUCACUGUCCGAUGUCCACUUCAGCCAGAACUCGCGCUGGGACACCGGGUACCAGAUAAGUGGCUCUUUCUACAGCUGUAAUACGUUCGACUCGCCUCCCUCACCGUUCUCCCUGGAUGCCAGCAUGAGAUCAGCCGAGGCCAUGGCACUGUCAGACGCCCGUCUGCAGGUGAUGGUGUUCAGCGGUGAAACUCUGGUCACGGACGUCACCGUGGUGAGCGCCGAGGGCUGUCGACUGGCUCCACAUGAUGACAACUGGACCUACAGCAGCCCGGAGCUGGUUCCUCUCCCUCAGGUUGAGAGAGGAGCGCUGGAGGGGGGCGUCCUGCUCUGGAUGAUGCCCGAUGGACUGUACGCCCGACGCUUCUGUCAGUCCAGGGUCUACUGCGAUGGGACACACGCUAACCUGAGCACCAAACUCUGCAAACUAGAGCGAGAGCAGACCAGCAAACUACUGGACACACAGCUCUUCCUGACAGAGCUCCAGGGUUAUUUCCUGCACGCUCGUCCUCCUCCGCGUUUCCACGUGCAGCUGUUUUUUGAGUGCUGUGACCCCUCCGUUGACAACAGACCCCUGUCGGUCCAGGUGGAGCCACUGUUCGUCCGUCAGCUGUUGCUCCUCCUCCAGCAGGGCGGUGUGAACUACACGAGGAGCACCCAUGAACUUUGUCCUCUGACCCCUGAGCAGGUUUACCCCGCCCACCAAGAGAAUCCUGUCAUCAGCGGACACCAGACACACGGAAACUUCAUACAAGAGUGACCCCAAAAGAAGUCUGACAGCAGCCAGUGCUCCACACAGAGAUCUGAUCUAAUCAUCAUCAGUCUGUUUGGAAUAAUAUGAAGAAACAGAACAAACUGAGACAGAAUCAAUCCAGAAGAACUGUGCCAAUGUCUCCAAGACACUUCAAGAAACCUGCAAAGAUACAGGACAGUGCAAAGUUUUAGGCAUUUGUGUAAAAAGUGAGGAUGCCGUCAAAAAUAAUGCCAUAGAUAGAUUUUAUUCAUUAACUUCUAUGAUCUUAGCUAAAUUAAAUCAACAUUUGGUGGGACCACACUACAGGUGCAUCUUAAAAAAUGUGAAUGUCGUGGAAAAGUUGAUUAAUUUCAGUAAUUCAACUUGUGUAUUAAAUAAAUUCGGUGCACACAGACUGAAGUAGUUUAAGUCUUUGGUUCUUUUAAUUGUGAUGAUUUUGGCUCACAUUUAACAAAAACCCACCAAUUCACGAUCUCAACAAAUUAGAAUACUUCAUAAGACCAAUAAAAAUAAACAUUU